Molecule: messenger RNA, 800 nt
Organism: Trichomonas vaginalis G3
Lineage: Eukaryota; Parabasalia; Trichomonadida; Trichomonadidae
Product: organellar and viral DNA polymerase type B
Exons: 1
Biological process (GO): DNA replication
Molecular function (GO): DNA binding; DNA-directed DNA polymerase activity; nucleotide binding
Source: RefSeq, a predicted model, not a curated record
AUGACAGAAGUGAAAGGAACUCCCAUCAUUAAAGGUUCACGAACAAUGCAAAUAACUGGCUUAUAUAAAGGAAGGGCAAUUAUUAUAAAAGACUCUUACAGUGUUAUAAAUAAGAAGCUUAAACUAUUUCCUGCUAUGUUUAACUUACAAACAGGACCGAAAGAAGUAUUUCCAUACAACUACUACAGCAGUACUUUGUUAGCAAAUGACAACAGAACUGGUGUCAUUUCUGAAGCAUGUAAGUUUAUUCGGGAUGCGGAUACAUUCAUGAAAAACAUAGAUUCCAUCAAAGGUUGCAGAAUAGAUGAGAACCACUUCGACUUAGAAAAGUAUAGCACAUUUUAUUGCAAACAAGAUGUAAGAAUUUUAAGAGAAGGUUUUGUAAAGUUCCGCAAUGACUUAUUGAAAGAGUUUGAUUUAAACGUUUAUGACUACGUUAGUAUUUGUUCUAUUGCUAACAAAUUGUUUGAGAACAGAGUGUACUUCCCGAAUGGAAAUUUAUAUGACCUCUCAAAUAAACCAAGAGAAUUUAUUUCGAGAUGCAUUCAAGGUGGAAGAUGUAUGUUGUCAGAUAACAUUAAACAAAAGAGUAAAGAGAAACUCAUUGCUGAUUUCGACGCUGUUUCAUUAUAUCCAUCCGCUAUAGCAAGACUUUAUACUUUAGAAGGUAUUCCAAAGGUUAUGAAGAAAGAAAUGUUAAGCACAGAGUAUCUCAUGAGACAUUUAUUCGAUGACGACCAAAAGGAACCCAUUGGUGAAAAGUUUAUGUCUGGCUUCUUUGUUCUCAUUAAGAUAACAGA